Messenger RNA from Spea bombifrons (plains spadefoot toad), 1750 nucleotides. RefSeq names its product ETS transcription factor ELK4 (gene ELK4). Gene Ontology annotation, cellular component: nucleus. The record is from RefSeq and is a predicted model, not a curated record. The coding region runs from base 126 to 1373 and encodes 415 amino acids. The transcript has 5 exons. Gene Ontology annotation, molecular function: DNA-binding transcription factor activity, RNA polymerase II-specific; sequence-specific DNA binding. Gene Ontology annotation, biological process: cell differentiation; regulation of transcription by RNA polymerase II. NCBI's taxonomy places the organism in Eukaryota, Metazoa, Chordata, Amphibia, Anura, Pelobatidae.
CGGAAGUGAUGUCACAGCCGGAUGUCGUCCAUUGACACGGUGGGCCUGAAGUCUGCCUGCGGGUGACAAGAAGUUGAUCAUGGGGCAGUCCGGGACUGGCGAUCUGUGACCCGAGAGUGCUUGCUAUGGAUGGGAAUGCCAUCACCCUGUGGCAGUUUCUGCUUCAGCUCUUACAGGAGCCUCACCACAAGAAACUUAUCUGUUGGACCUCUAAUGAUGGCGAGUUCAAACUCCUGCAGGCUGAAGAAGUGGCUCGACUGUGGGGGGUGCGCAAGAACAAGCCCAGCAUGAAUUAUGAUAAGUUGAGCCGGGCUCUACGCUAUUACUAUGUCAAGAAUAUUAUAAAGAAAGUGAAUGGGCAGAAAUUUGUUUAUAAGUUUGUUUCAUACCCGGAUAUUCUCACCAUGGACCCACUUACUUUAGGGCGUGGAGAAGGGGAUACGGAUGGGUGUGCCCUUGAUGCUGUAAGCACUUAUACAAUAAGAGACAAGGAGAACUCUGGAAAAGAGAGAGUUACAGGCCUUUCCGGUAAAUCCUCUGGAAGAAACGACUACAUCCAUUCUGGUCUGUACACAUCCUUCACUUUAAAUUCUCUAAAUACAGCUGGAGUAAAACUUUUCAAAAACAUCACUAUGGAAACCCCUUUUGAGAAGAAAAUUACUCAGGAAGCCUCUCCAUCUGUCAUCAAGUUUGUACCAACACCAGCCAAGAAUCCGGAUCCAGCGCCUAGGGUCCCUUCCGUCCCACCUCAGCCUCCAGAACCACAAGAGAAACCUGCUGAACCGCCUCCUAAUGUAGUAGUAAACACACUAUCUCCCCCUGCCCCCUCUAUCUCUCCUAUUCCUUUUGAAACUUUAUCACCCGCUUUGAAUUCCAAUCAAGAAAUGGUAAUUGACAACGACUUGGAAUCUGUCAACUCACAGUCGAUUGAAUUUUCCAGUGAGGUGUCCAUGGAAGUGCCAGAGCAGGAACCUGAGUUUGAGCCGGAACCUGAGCCCGAGCCGUAUGUGCUGGACGUGAAAACCACCAAAUCUAAAAAGCCCAAAGGGCUUGAAUUAGCCCCCACCGUGGUAAUUACCACUAGCGAUGCAAAUCCAUUGGGCAUCCUCAGUCCCUCACUGGCCACAGCAUCUCUCACACCAGCGUUUUUCUCUCAGACCCCGAUACUGCUGACUCCAAGCCCCCUCCUUUCCAGUAUACAUUUCUGGAGCACUCUGAGUCCUGUUGCACCUCUUAGUCCUGCCAGGCUACAUGGUGCCAACACAUUGUUUCAGUUUCCUUCGGUGUAUAACAGCCAUAUGCCACUCACAUUGUCCAGCUUUGAAAGUCCUUCCACACCAGGACCAUUUUCUCCUGAUCUACAGAAGUCCUAGCAGAAACUAUUCAUCCCACAGAUAAAAAAGGGAAAAUCUGGGACAAAGAUUUGUUUGGUUGGGGUUUUUUAUACAUGUAUAUUUUUUUAAACGCUUAGUGUUGUAAACUGUCCUGUUAUCAGUCCCAAAGUACGUUGCUUUUAUGCAUAGUUGCGCUACCUUUUACUAUAAAUAUCUAUAUUUUCAGGAGCUGGGUAGGCCAGCUAAAAUGUGCCCUUAUAGAACCGGAAAAUGGAUGCCUCAUAUUCGGUAAAAAAAAAAAACAGGUUUGAUAUACUCACAAAGCACUUAAUGAUGUGUCAUAGCCAGAAAUCAGACAAAUAUUUAAGUCAUUUAAUGUGACUAAGAAGCAUGUUAUAUAGGCAGCACGAGAAAAA